AUGGGGUCAGCCUCACCUGCACCAUCGUGUAGCGGGGGGCACUUGGAGCACUUCGCCAGGGGUCCCCAUGACCCGCGUGCUGCUCCAGACCCCGCAUGGAAGGGCCCUCAUUGGCCUCCUGCCGCGGUGGCUCCGUGGGUAGGCUUUUUGGGCCUCUGGAUGGCUUCCAAGUGCCCCACGUAUGAGCCAUUAUGUGGUCGUCGAUAUUUUGUGGCGUGGAUAGUCAGAGCAGGCACCACAGAGGUGGUCAAAUCUACAGAAAGGCAGAAAUGUAUUGAAGCCGGCAGCAGCCAUGCCUGUCUGACUUGGAAUCCAAAUCCAUUUAAGGCUGAGACCAUAUCAGGCUACACAAUUUACAGGUGUGAUGCAAAUGUGGUUGUGUGGCGUAGAGACGGCCAGUUAGUGGCAAUGGUGGACGGCGAUUGCAGGGAUUACACGGACCGCCCCUUAUUGGGUCUAAGAGUGUAUUCGUAUUUUGUUUGCGCCGUGAACCCAGAGGGUCAGGAAGGCCCUCCAUCUGACUGCGUUCUCGCGAGGACAUCAGAACCGGGGAAGCCAUCGGCUCCACUCAACCUUGUCUGCAUAAACAGAACAGAAAACAGGAUAGAAAUCUGUUGGAAACCUCCAGCUGAUCACGGGGGUGCUCCGGUGCGAUUCUAUCGGGUGUAUAAAGACGGGGUCCCCAUUGCAUUUUUGCCAGCUGUGGGACCCCAGGAACACAAAUACACUGACGUGGCAGUAACGAAAGGCGACACCCACCGCUACACUGUUUCCGCAUGGCACGAUUUGCCUCCUCCGGACUACAAUGAAGGAAAGAGCAACAUCGAUUACAGCAGAAGCAACGGCUUCUUUAGGAUAUUUUUGCCGGCUGCAGUUGAGGGACUUCACAGCGACCCGUUGGACGCUCGUGCUGAAACGCGACUGGAAGGACCUCGACUAGACGAUGGGAAGGGGCAUAUAAUGCUGCAGGGGUUUAAUUGGGUCAGCGCACAGAAUCCCACAGGCUGGUACAACGUUCUUUGCAGCAAACUUGAGGACAUAAAACGGCUUGGAGUUUCCAUAAUUUGGUGUCCUCCACCCACAGAAUGUGUUGGAUUGGAAGGAUACAUGCCCACCAGAUGGUACUCGUUGAACAGUCAUUACGGGACGGCAGCGGAGCUGCAACAUCUGAUUCGAACCGCUCGGGAAUCAGGGUUGGCUUGCUGCGUUGACUUGGUGGCCAACCACCGAUGUGGCACGCGGCAAGACAGCCGGGGGCACUGGACAAUUUUUGAAGCUCCUGACUGGGGCCCUUGGGCGGUGGUAUGCAACAACCUGCAGGGCUACCAUGGGGAAGGAGGCAAAGACACCGGCGUGAGCGUGGAUUGCGCACCGGAUCUUGACCAUACAAACCCUCAAGUGCAACGAGACAUGAAGCUCUGGACCCAGUGGCUCAUGCGAGACCAAGCCUUUGUGGAGCACCUGGGUCGGCCGUUCACGGUAGGGGAGUAUUGGCAUGGCGAUACACGGGCUCUUGUGAACUACGUCAGAGCCGCUGGGGGCUCUCUGGCUGCCUUUGACUUUGCAUUUUACUAUCAUCUGCAACGCGCAGUAGAAACAGGCGACUUCGGCAUUCUUAAUGCCUGCGGAAAUCUCAACGGUCUCGUCGGCAUAGAACCGCAGCUCGCCGUUACCUUUAUUGAAAACCAUGAUACCGAUCACCUGGAGUACUGCCGUACCUUCUGCAACGGGGAGCUUGACGGAGUUCUGCAAGGUUACGCGGUCAUUCUCACGCACCCGGGAGUUCCUUGCAUCUACUGGAACCACUACUCAGAUUAUGGCCCAUAUUGUCGGGCAAAACAUGGGCUGUAUGCGGCGUACAUCUCACCCAAGGACCGCUGGUGCCACCCCCACAGUGCAAGUGUGGCGAUAAAGAUCGGAUGGCUAGACUGGCACCCUGGACCGGGAAAUUGGCUCAUCGCAUCCUUCGGUCACAACUUCUGUGUGUGGACACAGUAA
This is a messenger RNA of Cyclospora cayetanensis, 1998 nucleotides long. Its product is annotated as alpha-amylase AMY3. The transcript has 10 exons. The record is from RefSeq and is a predicted model, not a curated record. Bases 1 to 1998 code for a protein of 665 amino acids. Gene Ontology annotation, molecular function: protein binding; calcium ion binding; alpha-amylase activity. Gene Ontology annotation, biological process: carbohydrate metabolic process. NCBI's taxonomy places the organism in Eukaryota, Apicomplexa, Conoidasida, Eucoccidiorida, Eimeriidae.